Messenger RNA from Cladophialophora bantiana CBS 173.52, 1209 nucleotides. RefSeq lists its product as uncharacterized. The transcript has 2 exons. Bases 1 to 1209 code for a protein of 402 amino acids. The record is from RefSeq and is a predicted model, not a curated record. NCBI's taxonomy places the organism in Eukaryota, Fungi, Ascomycota, Eurotiomycetes, Chaetothyriales, Herpotrichiellaceae.
AUGUUCUAUCUACGGCACAAUACAUCUGAAACUUCCGAGAUUCGGCUGGCCCCCGCGCAAGGUUUGGCGUUAGAAGACACCGCAAUGCUGAUUCCAAAGUCGACUACAUUGUCUCCGUUUGUCGAUUACCGCGCGUCAACUAUUGGAAUCUCGACUUCCUGCAAACCAAUCACGGACAAAUGUCAAUUCGGUGUUUGGGGAACGAAUGAUGCCUAUAGCGGUUUCUACUGCAGUCCUUAUUUCUACGGAGUCUUAGGCAAGACAGCCAUCAUUGCCAACGAUUCGACGACGACGGACGAUCCAGACAUUCCCCCUUUGGCCUCCAAACUCAGUCCGAACUUACAGAUUGCGUUCUUUGAGGACGAGGCUCUGGGGAUUCCUUAUAAUACGCGUGCGUACGAUCUCAACACCGGCAAAUCAAACACUUCUAUCCCUUUACUGCCAGAUGACAAACUUGUCAACGAGGUAUGGGUAGCGGUUGCAGGAAGAGUUCCCACAAGUGCUCUACGAGCUAACAGCGAGUUGGGCGGCGAUCCCAACUUUUUCAAGGGCACCGAAUUGCUUCUGGACAUUGUCAUUAGAUGUCGGUACCAGGCACUUGAUGUUGAAUAUACCUGGUUCAACGGCACCGUUCAAAAUGUUCGCCUCAAAAAAAUUGACAAUGGCACCAUUUCUGAACUCUACCACGGCUACCGCACACCCGCCUCAGUUUCCGGCACCAAUCCAACAUUGCUCGAUAUUCUGUCUCAAGCCGCAAUGCAACUAAACACAACCGAGUUUUGUCGUACUUGGGCAAAUCUGUUCUCGGCGGAAGUUAUGAGCAUAGUUGGCGGUGUUACAUCUCCUCGAUCAAAUAUUCUACAACAGGAUCGUACACCACGGUUAGUGGUGAAAAUCUGGAUUCCAUCCUUGGUUUGGCUGCUUCUUUGCUGUCUGAUGUACCCCGUUGCUGGAGUCACGCUCGCGACCCUCGCCGCCGAAACUUCGCGGGCCGGUCAUAUACAAAGCGCGGUCUCAAGGAUCAGUCUAUCUGGACUUGCAGAACAGGGCUUCUUAGCACAACUCGAAGAGUCGGCCGCUGGGACUUCUAGGAGAGGGAUCAUGGAGGACGACACUGUACGGGUGGGUUUUGGAAACGAUUUGCGGUUUAAAAAGUGGGCCGUGGAAGCUAGAUCUAGGUUUCACGGCAGCGGGGCUGGCGAAAACUAA